ACAAACGGCUGUUGCUUCCGAUAAUACGCCACACGUGCUCAGACAUUUUACGUGACAGUUAGAUGUAUUUUAUGCAGAUAAACAUUUUUUCAGCGUAGUAAUUUCUUCGUCGUUGUCAGACCUACGUUUGACUCCGGAAUUUAACUACCAGUCACGCUAACAGCUAGCUAGUGUAGCUAGCUAAAGAACUGAAGAAAUGGGACAGUACGCUGCAAAGCUAACUUACAUUCGGUUGACAUAACUACAACGAUUUUGUUACAGUUGCUUAUGCCCCACUGACCUGUCUCAAGGGAAACAAAAGACUGCAAGCAACAAACUUUGAUGGUUAUGGAGAAUUAUGGAUAACCUGACAGCAAGUAAGAGCCACCUGCCUUGUCAGUCGUGGGCAGGACAGAAUGGCUGGUCCACUGCCUCAACUCAAGGAGCACUUCUCAACCCACUGCCCAGCUCUCAGCAUCUCAGCCUGGGCUCGUCAUCUGACCAGAGACCCUCCUACGACCACAUGCAAGAGUCCAAUCAGAGCUGUUUGAACGACCUCAGCGCCUUAUCGUCCAGAAACAACACUCAUCACUCUGCUCUGUACAAAGCCUCUCACAUGAGCAGCAAUCAGGUGUCCACCACGCUCUUUGGUGAUACUGCCAUCCCAUCUGCCUCUCACAUUAUAUCCUUUGCCCAGCAAAGCCCUCACACGUCAUCAUUGCUGCUAACUUCAAACCAAGGAAAAAACAUCCCCCCACCAUCUCUACCCCAAACAAACCCUGCUCCACAGCCUUGUAGGCCCCAACAUGUACCGCUUGUCUCGCCCAACAACCCUUACAAGGCAUCAUUUCAACCUCCAUUAACCAAUCAGGGUUUACCAAACGGACUUCAAGAUCUGCCCAUUAGUCUGCCAUCAUGUGGACAACGUGUAAGUACAUCUCAAGCUACUUUUGAAGGAGGGAAUGUGGAGUUAGCUGGUGUUGCUGGAUACACUCAUAGCCAUGCCUCAUCCACUCCUCAGGAGCAGCGUCAGUGGAUGCCUUCAUCACACUGCAGGGGUGCUGUCAGUAAGUCUGUCCCUGAUGCAGCUGCUCAUCCUAACAAAGAGCCAGAGGGGAACAUCAGUUCACUGGCCAGCAGGGAGGGUCAACGUUUGCUGCUUUUACAACACCGUGCACAACUACUUAAACAAGUGGCAGAGUUGGAUAAAAUUCUGGAAACACUGCAUCCAGGUGACAGCAGUAAUGGGCAGUCUCAACACACAGCUGUUCAGUCUCAUCCAUCAAUGGCUGAUUCAGCUCAGUGUGAACAAACUAAGACAAGUGAUGCACAGCGGGGUCAGCUUUCUGCAGGAAAGUCAAAGUCACAUCUUUCAGCGAAUUGUUCAUCGUCUGCAUCAUAUGAUGAACACAGUGAGGACUGUGAUAGGCCAGAGGAUCCAAUGUCAGCAACAGAAUCACUGAAAAAAGAAAAUGCCUCAGCGGAGUCGGAGUAUGACAGUGAUCCUGAUUACUUGCCCUACAGUGAUCGUGAGUUCUCUGAUUUUCUGUCUGACCAUGAUGGAGGCUCUUCAGAUGAAUCCAGUCACAGCAGGACUUCGACCCCUACAGACAAAAGACCGUCUGUGCCAGAAAAAAAGAGGGCUAAAUUAGGAAGUUCUUUGUUGAAGGACAAAAGUGGCAUUCCUCCAAAACAGAUCCGUACAACUAAACCAAAGAAGAGGUCCUCUGAAGCUGUAGUGUUGCCAAGUUCAAAUUCCAAAGGAAGACGUGUUUAUGACAGGAGGAAUUACUGUUUGUUUUGCGCUAAGCCAGUAUGCAAAAUGGCACGACAUCUUGAGAGGAUCCACAGUGACAAAACAGAAGUUGCAGCCGCUUUUCAGUAUCCCCAAAGUUCCAGAGAGAGACAAAAGAUAUGGAACAGACUAAUUAAUCAAGGAAACUUUGCUCAUAAUAAAGAUGUCAUGGAAUCUGGGAAAGGCCAACUUGUUGCCCGAAAAAGGCCGAGAAAGAGUCAUAAAGCCGAAGACUUUCUUCAUUGUCUUUACUGUCGAGGUCUUUUUGUGAGGAAAGCUCUGUCCAGACACAUGAAGUCGUGCCCGGAGAAAGUGGAGAAUGAAGAUGAAUCAGAGAUAAGAAGAAGCCGUAUUGCAUCGCAGUGUGUGCUGGAAACUUUAGGAGACCUUGGGAUAAGUGAAGGUUUUAAGAGCGUCCUGUCCCAGAUGAUAUACGAUGAUGCGACACGAGCUGUCAUGGAGGAUGGGGUUAUCUUGCAGUAUGGUGAGUUCAUGUUUGAUCAGUACGGAUCUGAUCCAAAGAAACAUGAAUACAUAAGACAAAACAUUCGUCAGAUAGCGAGACUUGUUCUCGAAGCUCAAAAGAUAACCCCUCUGGAGAAACUGGAAGACUUCUUUCUCCCUUCAAACUUCCCACAUGUGGUGUCUGCAGUGAACGUUCUGGCAGGCUACAAUGCGGAAAACAAAACAUACAGUGUUCCUUCACUUGCCAUCAAGCUGGGCUACCACCUACAGAAGACCUGUAGUAUUGUCGAAGGUAAUGCAGUGAAGUGCAACAAUGCAAGUUUGGCAGAGUCUGCCCGCAACUUCCUCUCUGUUUACCAGCAAAAUUGGAACAAGCUCAUUUCUGGAGGUGCAUUAACAUCACUCAGAGAAGCAAAAUUGAACAAGGAAAAGAAGGUGCCAUUUGCUCAAGAUGUAAAGCGCCUGAAUUUUCACAUGGAGAAUGUUCAUCUUCUGGCUGAUGAAAAACUCAGAGACAGCCCUUCUGCAGAAAACUAUGCUGCUCUGGCAAAGGUUGUGCUUGUUCGGACAAUACUUUUCAACAGGAGAAGUGCCUUAGAGGUAGCGUCGAUGCCGCUAACGGCUUUUAUGUCACGGAAGAAGUCAAACUUGCACGAUGGCAUGGACGUAUCCGUCUCAGAUUUGGAAAAAACCAUGUGUGGGUUCUUCACUAGAGUUGACAUACGGGGAAAGUGUGGGAGAACGGUCCCUGUCUUACUGAAACCAUCAUUCGUGUCAGCUUUGGAGCUUCUCGUAAAUGUGCGGGACACGUGUGGAGUACCCAGUAAGAACCCCUAUCUGUUUGGACGACCACAUGCGCUGUCUUUCUACAGAUGGUCAGAAUGCAUCCAAACGUAUGUCAAAGCAUGUGGAGCUAAAAACCCUGAAGCGCUGAAAUCCUCAAAGAUCCCCAAGCAUUACGCAACAAUGCUACAGCUGAUGAACCUGGAUGACAAUGAGGCCGACCAAAUUUUAGGGCCUAAUAAUCAAGUCCGAAACCUGCGACAGGACAGCAGCACGCAGCUGAAUGAUGUUGAAAUGGAAUCUGAUGAGAGAGGACAACAAGCUGCAACAUGGGAUCUCAAUGAGGAUUCCGGUGCACGCUUUGGACUAGCAGAUAUUUUGCAUGAACAAGCACAUGGAGCAACGAGAUCUGUCAAGUCAGACAACAAAGGCUUCCAGAAUCAGGGAAAACAUAAAUGGGAGGAAGCAGAGGUUUGUGCUGUUGAGAGACACUUGAUGCGUUUGAUUCAAGAACACAAGUUGCCUCAGAAAAACGACUGCGUUCAGUGUCUUGAGGCUGAGCCAGAAGCACUGAAGACCCGGACAUGGAAAGGUGUGAAGGACUACGUCCGAAACAGGAUCACUGCCCUAAAAAGGCAAAGCAGAACUUCCCAAGCUACAUCCUCAAACAGGAACUGGUCUGGUCAAGUGGAACCACAGCAGAGUACUGGACAUUUUCAGCAGUUAUAGAUGGGAUAUUUUGUCCAUGACAAAGUCUGUUGAGUCAAUUUUCUUAUCCCUCACCAUUCUCUGGUCUUUCGGUUGUUCAGUCUCCAUCUGCAUCUCUUAUGCAACAUUGUGAGCAUUUACAUCCAUUAUGAUGACCAAGAACAGAUUGAUAAUUGCUCAUAUUUGUGGUUUAUGGUUCGCAGUCUUUUCUGCAGCUGCCAUCACUCUUACUUUGUAUGAUUAUAGCAUAUCUGUCACUGUGGUUCUGUUUCAUUUUAUAAAGUGAAUUUGGACAGAGAUGGCUCAUGCAUACUGACGAAUAAUGUGUCUAAUUAGCUGAUGGCCAAUUAGUAUGUUUUUGGAGUUGUAGGUUAAACUUCUGUGACCAUGUUAUGUGGUAUACUGUAUUUUGUUAUUCUCUUUUGUAUACUGGCAUACUGUGUUUUGUAGAACAACUUGCCACCAAUAAAGUUCCGAGAAUAA
Molecule: messenger RNA, 4213 nt
Organism: Epinephelus lanceolatus (giant grouper)
Lineage: Eukaryota; Metazoa; Chordata; Actinopteri; Perciformes; Serranidae
Source: RefSeq, a predicted model, not a curated record